AUGUAUGAUGCUAAGCAUGCUUCACUGCCCUUAGCUGCUCAUUUUAUGUUGAGUAAAAACCUAUGCCCUCAAUCUGAAUAUGAUAUCAAUGCUAUGAAGAAAGUUCCCUAUGCAAAUGCUAUUGGAUCUGUGAUGUACUUGAUGGUUAGUACUAGGCCUGAUAUUGCCUAUGUUGUGUCUUGCUUGAGUAGAUACAUGUCUAAUCAUGGUCCUGCUCAUUGGGAAGCUUUGAAAUGGUUGUUGAGAUAUCUUAAGCAUACUGCAAAGUAUGGUCUAUGCUAUUCUAAAUGUGAAGAAGGUGUGAAACUUGCUGGUUAUGUUGAUUCUAACUAUGCUAAUGAUAGAGAUAAGAGGAAGUCCACCACUUCCUAUAUCCUUACUGUGAGCAGAGCUUGUAUUAGUUGGAAGUCACAAUUGCAGCACAUAGUGGCUCUAUUCACUACUGAGUCAGAAUACAUUGCUAUAACAGAAGCUAUGAAAGAAGCUGUGUGGCUGAAGGGAGUGCUUUCUGAACUUAAUUUUGAGAAAACUCCUCCUGUUGUGUUCUCUGAUUCUCAAUUUGCAAUUCAGUUAUGUAAAAAUCAUGUUUUCCAUGAUAGAACUAAGCACAUUGAUGUAAGAUUCCAUUACAUUAGAGAUAUUUUAGAAAAAAUGUGA
Salvia splendens (bonfire salvia) is the source of this 657-nucleotide messenger RNA. Its product is annotated as secreted RxLR effector protein 161-like. The transcript has a single exon. NCBI's taxonomy places the organism in Eukaryota, Viridiplantae, Streptophyta, Magnoliopsida, Lamiales, Lamiaceae. The coding region runs from base 1 to 657 and encodes 218 amino acids. The record is from RefSeq and is a predicted model, not a curated record.